This is a messenger RNA of Acromyrmex echinatior (Panamanian leafcutter ant), 4568 nucleotides long. Its product is annotated as anillin. Gene Ontology annotation, cellular component: actomyosin contractile ring. The record is from RefSeq and is a predicted model, not a curated record. Gene Ontology annotation, biological process: actomyosin contractile ring assembly; mitotic cytokinesis; septin ring organization. NCBI's taxonomy places the organism in Eukaryota, Metazoa, Arthropoda, Insecta, Hymenoptera, Formicidae.
AGUUCCUGGAACCCCCACGUCGUGGUCUGGUACUUCUCCUUUCCUCACUGCGUCGUCAACCAAGCUCCCCACUUCCCGUAGUUCCUCGUCAGUAUGGCGCCCGUGUUUAAAUUCAACGGUUAGAAAUAAAGGCUACUUCCGUUGUGUUGCAGAGCGUAAGGAUCGUUCCGAUCUUCGUUCGGUGUCUUUCUAAGAAUUUUUACCAUUUACAUCAGUGGUGGCGAUUGCAUAACGGAAUUUGGAGCGAGAGCUGACAAGCUUUGGACACAUAAUCACGCCAAGAAACAAUGGAGCCCUUCGUCCAGCGUAUGUUGGAACGAGCUAAAGCCAGGAGAGAGAAACUGGAUGAAAAGUUGUCAAAUGCAGGACAUAAUGUCAAAAAAAGGCGGAGCCCUUUGAAAAAUGCUUUGUUAGAACAAGCUACAGCAGUAGCAAAUGAAAAUUCAGCUAAAUCACCAAUACAAGCAGUUGCAGUUAAUGCACUUUCUCCUACCAAAUCUCCUCGUAAAUCUCCUAUAAGUAACAUCGCUUCACCGAAUAAUGAACAAGAAAACAAGGAGAAUAAUGAUUUUCAAAUUCAUAAUAUGCGAUCCAAGUUACACAGACUUGGAAAAUUAUAUUCUGAUGAUAACAAUCACGAAUUAAGUUCACCUAUACAUCGAACAGAAGAAAAAUUCACUGCAGAAGAAAGUAGUGACGAUGGUAAACCAGUUAAGAGAGGUGCUAGACUUAAUAGAUUAGCAGCUUUAGCUUCAACAAUUAAUAAUUGGGAGGAUGAUUUAUCUCAUCCAAUCAUAACUAGUUCCAAGAUUAAACCUGGAAAUAGUAAAGCAGAAAAAAUACAAGCAAAGUUUAACGAACAAGUUAAAAAUGGAUCAGAAUCACAACCAAGCACAAGUGAAAGUAACAAAUGGAAGAGCAAAGAUUCAAGUCCUAUCAAACAAUUCAAAUGGGAUAAAAAUGUAUUAGAAAACUUGGAGGCUCAAGGCUUUAGUCGUACAAAAAGCAAUUCUCGUCUUGUGUAUGACUAUAAGCAUUGUUCUCAGAAAUCAAACACUGUCACAAGUUUAUCGCCUAAUAAGAGCUCUGCUUACCAGCAGGCAGAGAAGAAACAAAUUUUGCCUAUUAAGUCUGACGGUUCACCAAGAGGCAAGAAAACGGAAAGUGAUGCCAAUGUGAUUGCAAGUCCAGCUAAUUCUUCUAGAAGCAACGAUAGUAAAGUUUCUAAUACUCCUGAAAAUAUUAAAAAUGCGAAUACUACUAGCAGUUCUCGAUUACCGUCGAGAACAGGAUUUAACGGUUCGCCAAAGACUUUGGUCCAACCAUCAGGUUCGGUGUUGAGUAAGGCAUCGAUAUUUGAAGCUAAGAACACGGAGACGAAGGCGAAAGAUCCCGCUCAAAUGUCGCUUGCCGAAAGAAUGGCAUUUUUCGAGCGAAAUAAGGGAGAAGCAUUAAUACCUAAAGCACCGCUUACAAUGUCGAUACCGCCUAAGAAGUUACAAGAAAAAGAUAAGCAAGGAUCUAAUACGGAUUCAUCUUCAAUGUACAAUCGAAACGUCGAUAUUCCGAGCAGAACAGUUGUGGAGCAACGUGCGAUGUUCGAACAAGGCAACAAAGUAGAAGAGAUGGAAAAUCGCAUCUUACAAGCUACUUUUGCUGAGAGACAACGCGAAUUAGGCAUGUUACGUUCCCGAUUUAAUACUAAUAAGGAAGUAGCUCGUGCUGCCGCUGGCUCUUGCAUUCGAACGAGCGAAAGUAGCGAAGGCAAAUCAUCGUCGCCAAAGAAUUCGCCUGUUUGUCCAGUGAAGCCGACUCCUGCUCCGGAUCAGAUUGUUCAGCCGCCGCCACCGCCACCAUUACCAGAAAUUAUAUCGUAUCAUUCUAAAUCUUCUCCAGUAAAAAGACAAGUUGUUGGAAGCCCACCCAAAGUUCAACAUUUAAAUGCAACAUCCGACAUUAAACGUAUUCGCGUGUGUCCACCAAAACCAGGAUCUCUGUAUCCUAAUCUGUCGGAAAUAGAAAUUACUGAAAGCGAGAGUGACUCGGAAUACACUGUCGAUAGUACCGAACCUGUAACAGCUACUCUCGACGAGAAAACAGAAACGGAAACCGAGACGGAAACUGAAGCCGAUUAUUAUAUCCGACAUGAUGAAACUGAUCAAGAAAGUGAUAAGGAAAGCAUACAAAAUUCAUCUUUCGGGCGUAUGAGUUUUGGACGCAGUAUUUUGCAUGAGUUCGAUGAACGUUCGUUGUUUAACAAAAAGAGAUGCAUAGAACCGGAUCCUGAUAGUAUUACGUCAGACAUUUCGGUACUAGAUGAAAUGGAUCAAUAUUUGGAUGAGUGUCUUGAAGACAUUUAUCCAAAUAUUGAUCCAAUUCAUCAAGAAUUAAAUAAUGACAUGAAGGAGGAAGGUCCCACACCUCCUAAAAUAAAUAAAGGCGGUGAAAGUUCAUCGAUGGGGUGUAAUAGUUACAAAUAUCGUUCGCCUUUAAAAGAUUCGGAUAAACUAGGAGAUGGUGACAAGCGCGUACCAUUAGUACGUACGGUUAGUGCGUAUAGACGACAACAAUCUCAAUUGGCUAAAAUUAAUUCAGCAAGACACGAAACAGGAUCAGAUUCAGUUUUUGAUAUAGAGAAACGCGAAGAUGAAUCCAUAUUGGUGCAAAUGAAAGUAAAAAAGUUAUUGGACGAAGUUGUUGUAACACAACAAAAAAAGAUAGAAGAAGCUAGCAAAGCAUUGAAUUUAUGUCAUUCUACUGUCGAAUUUAAUGGUUCUAGUGAGCACGUCGGAGGCGAAUGGGCUCUGCUUGUCGCUACUCACAAACGCCAAGCUGCAUUGAAUGAAGUACAGAGGUUGAAACGAGAAGGCACUCUGAGACCUGUUAAGGCAGGCUCGCCGGAAGUGCAGGGGAGUGGAUCAUUAACUAUUUCUGCUAUUACGUUACCGCUCAAGCAAGAAUAUUUCCGAAAUAUGGGCAUGAAUACAUAUCUUCAUUGUGUCUGCUUGAUGUAUUAUUUAGGGGAAGUUUUCGCUACUCAAGCAGCAACUGCUUAACCAGGCUAUUCAUGCAUCCGUUUUACUUCAAUGUUAAAACUUGAUAAUUUGCACAGUGAUUUCAAGAUUCUUGUUGAAGUAUAUACCUUUCAGACGCAACCAAAAUAUUUGCCACAUGAAAAAAAAUAUCAUAUCAGUCAUACUGUAAAAGCGGUCAAUAAGACACCAAAGAAAAAGAAUCAGUUUAUAAUGCCAGAAAUACAGAGUCCAGCAGGUCCAAAUGCAAUCAGAUCACCAGCUUUUGAAUUGUCGGGGACAACAUCUCUCACUCUCGAUGAUAUAAAUCGCGAUCAACUUACUUUGUUCGGCAUCUCAUCACAUUCUCCAUUAGAAGGAUACCUGCGAAUGCGUAUAUCGCGUAAACUCUCAGUGUCAGUGGAGCAUCGUGGAUUUUUGACGCUCUUUGAGGAGAUUACAAAUUUAGGUGCUUGGCGUCGAAGAUGGUGUUGGCUUAAAGACGCUAAGCUUUAUUAUUGGGUACAUCCUGAGGACGAACACAAGAAAAGUCCAAUAGGACAUCUCGACUUGGAGGAUGUUAUUACAAAGCACGUACAAUUUAUAAAUCGAGAGAAAUAUGCUCGUCCUUACACAUUUCUACUCGAGAUAUCGAGACCUGUACAACCUGGAGAUACUAAUACUCUCGUUAUGAAGACAGAUGGAAAGGAAACUAUAAUUGAACACUUUUUAUUAGCUGAUACGAGAGAAAAAGGAUUGGAAUGGAUGUCUAAAUUGAAUAAAACUCUAAGUUUAAUUAGAGCUUGGGGAAGUUCAAUUUACAAAGCUUAAAUCAAGAUUAAACUUUAAUUUCGAGCAACGUAUUCAUGUACGUAUAGAUCGAUUUUUGAUAGCAGACAUGCAUAUGCAUUCAUAUAUGAUGCAUCGCUCAUCGAAAGGUAGAAUAAAAUACUUUGUUUAUAAUACUUUACAAGAACAAGAAAAAUAUAGAGAAAGUAGCGAAUAUAUACUACUUUUGGUCGCUUAAAAAUUUUCAUGUAUGAUAUUAUUUGUGCUGCAAAUAACUAAUUGUUUUAAUAUAAAUAGUCGAAUGAAUCGAUUUGAUUUUUAAUCGUGGACACACAAUCUAUACAAGGUUUCAUUAAACUUUGAUAGUUAUUUUAUUAAAAAUCAGAAUUUCAAAGCAAGCUUUCAUGAAGUCUAUCCAUUUAAUACUGAAACAUUUAAUGUAUAUGUAUAUAUACAUGAGUAUUAUGUAUUAAAUUUUCAAUGCAUUUUCUCAUAUCUUUUGAAACUGUAAAAUUUAUUUACACUUCAGAAAAAAAUCUCUCAUUGCACUGAAAGGACUUUCAUCUUUAUUGUAAUCGUAUUUCAGUAUUAUUCAAUCGUUUAAUUGCAUAAUUAUAUCACCUGCAACAUGACGAUUAACUUCUUGAACACUUGAUCACGUAUAUUUAUCAAAUAGCUACAUAAAUUUCAACAUUCGACAUUAUUUCGAUAUAAUACACAUUAAAGAAAUUGUACAUAGGCUAAUCAUAGGAAAUUAGUUAUUAGUAU